This is a messenger RNA of Penicillium oxalicum, 183 nucleotides long. RefSeq lists its product as uncharacterized. NCBI's taxonomy places the organism in Eukaryota, Fungi, Ascomycota, Eurotiomycetes, Eurotiales, Aspergillaceae. Bases 1 to 183 code for a protein of 60 amino acids. The transcript has 2 exons. The record is from RefSeq and is a predicted model, not a curated record.
AUGCCGCUAUUUGAUCCUUCAACCAUCAAUGAAAUCUCAUUCUUGUUUCAGGUGACUAGAGGACUCAUUAGCAUGGCUUGGCUGUUUGUUGAAAGACUUCAAAAUCACCUUUGUCACAUGAAACGUCAAGCUACGACUGUCCUACUGGUUCAAAGGUUUGCGUGUCGACGCAACAUCGUGUAG